AAGUAUUCUUAUCCAAAACCCAAAUUCCCUGCUCUUCCGCUAAAACCUUCUUCUCCUCCUUCUCCUCCUUCUCCUCCUUCUCCUGAUUCGUGCUUUCUUCAAUGGAGUCACUCCUGCACACAUCUUCGUCUCUGGUGUCUCUCAGACCCAGAAUAGACGGUCGAGAUUCGUUCAUAAACCCGUCGCGCGUGUGUCUGAGUCUUAGUCUCGGCCGCAGAGGAUCUAAAUCUCUUCCUUUGGUCGCGGCGGCGAAGAAGAAGAAAAGCAAGAAAGAUGACAACCAUAGCUUUUCAGCUAGGCCAGACGAAGCCACUGGUCCUUUUCCUGAAUCAAUUCUUCUUAAAGAGAAGAAAAUCGAUGAAGAAGGUGAUUUACUUCCCGAUUUUGCUGAUGCUGAAGAAAAGGAGCUAUAUGAGUUUCUGGAUCUUCAGCUCCAGAGCGACUUGAAUGAGGAAAGGAUGAGGCACUAUGAGGUGGUUUACUUGAUUCAUGAGAAACAUGCUGAGGAAGUCGAAAGCAUCAAUGAGAAAGUGCAAGAAUUCUUGAAGGAGAAGAAGGGGAAAGUCUGGAGGUUUAGUGACUGGGGAAUGCGUAGACUGGCAUAUAAAAUACAGAAAGCAGAGAAUGCACAUUAUAUACUGAUGAACUUUGAGAUAGAAGCGAAGUACUUGAACGAAUUCAAGGGAUUGUUAGAUAGUGAUGAAAGGGUGAUUAGGCAUCUUGUGAUGAAACGUGAUGAGGCCAUUACAGAAGAUUGCCCUCCUCCACCCGAGUUUCACUCUGUUCGGGCAAGUAUGAACGACGAUGACUUUGAUGAUGAUGAUGAAGAUGAUGAGGAAGAGGAAGAUGGUGAUAAUGUAGAGUACGAAGUAGAUGAUGAUGGUAAUGUCGUUAUGGUGUUGUAUGAAGAUGAAGAAGACGAAGGAGAAGAAGAUGGGGGUGAUGAACUGGAACAAGGACAGGAUCAGUCAAAUAACGCUAGAAGAGAAAACCGGAGAACAGUUAACGUUGGAGGUUAGAGCUGUUUGUAGAUUUUUGGGUCAUGAUUUGGAUAUUACGGUCACAUUGUUUAUUUUAUUGAUAAUAGCAUCGUUAAACUACAAAAACAAGGAAAGAUAAAGAAACUUGACUUGUUUGAA
Molecule: messenger RNA, 1139 nt
Organism: Eutrema salsugineum
Lineage: Eukaryota; Viridiplantae; Streptophyta; Magnoliopsida; Brassicales; Brassicaceae
Product: nucleolar transcription factor 1
Exons: 5
Coding region: 102-1019 (305 amino acids)
Biological process (GO): translation
Cellular component (GO): ribosome; cytosolic small ribosomal subunit
Molecular function (GO): structural constituent of ribosome; small ribosomal subunit rRNA binding
Source: RefSeq, a predicted model, not a curated record